Cornus florida is the source of this 7113-nucleotide messenger RNA. RefSeq names its product protein SWEETIE. Gene Ontology annotation, biological process: carbohydrate metabolic process. NCBI's taxonomy places the organism in Eukaryota, Viridiplantae, Streptophyta, Magnoliopsida, Cornales, Cornaceae. The record is from RefSeq and is a predicted model, not a curated record. Bases 47 to 6937 code for a protein of 2296 amino acids. The transcript has 48 exons.
UCUGUUCUUCAUCACACGAACCAGUGUCUCUAUCUCUGCUACUUCGAUGGCGAAGAACUUUGUGAGAGAGAACGUACCUUUAUCAAGAUUCGGAGUGUUGGUGGCACAGUUGGAGUCAAUUGUCGCCUCCGCAGCUCACACUUCUCCUGACGCCCUUCUCUGCUUCGAUCUCCUCUCCGAUCUCAUCUCUGCCAUCGACGACGAACCUAAGGAAUCUAUACUUUUGUGGCAAAGGAAAUGUGAGGACGCACUUCAUUCUCUGCUUACUCUGGGUGCCCGUCGGCCUGUUCGUCAUUUGGCUUCGGUGGCUAUGGCGAGGAUUAUAAUGAAGGGAGAUGGUAUUUCGAUUUACUCGAGAGCGAGCAGCCUUCAAGGGUUUCUCUCUGAUGGGAAGAAAAGCGAGCCUCUGCGAGUUGUUGGUGCUGUACAAUGCUUGGGAGAAUUAUAUCACCAUUUUGGGAGAAGAAUUACUUCUGGAUUACUCGAAACAACUAUUAUUGUGACAAAAUUGAUGAAGUUUGGUGAGGAAUUUGUGAGGCUGGAAGCAUUGAAUAUGCUUCAGAAUGCUUUGGAAGGCUCAGGUGGUAAUGCUGCUUCUUCAGCAUAUACAGAGGCAUUUCGUCUCAUAAUGCGGUUUGCUGUUGGAGAUAAAUCUUUUAUGGUUAGAAUAGCUGCUGCAAGAUGUCUGAAGGCAUUUGCGAACAUUGGUGGACCGGGUUUAGGAGUUGGGGAGCUUGACAAUUCUGCCUCCUAUUGUGUCAAAGCCCUUGAGGAUCCUGUUUCAUCUGUUCGGGAUGCCUUUGCUGAAGCUUUGGGUGCACUACUUGCUCUCGGAAUGAAUCCUGAGGCACAGGUUCAACCAAGGGGAAAAGGUCCCUUUACUCUGAAGAAACUUGAAGGGGGUUUGCAGAGGCAUUUAGCAUCGCCCUUCAUGAAAGCAAGUGGACCUCGGUCGAAGGACAUGCGAAUUGGCCUGACAUUAUCAUGGGUAUUCUUUUUACAGGCCAUUCGUCUGAAGUAUCUGCAUCCAGAUAGCGAGCUUCAAAACUUUGCUUUGCAGGUUAUAGACAUGCUUCGUGUGGAUACGUCUAUUGAUGCACAAUCACUGGCAUGUGUUCUUUAUAUUCUUCGGGUGGGUGUAACAGAUCAAAUGACUGAACCUACUCAAAGGAGCUUUUUAGUUUUUCUGGGAAAACAGCUUCAAUCUCCUGAUGCUAGUCCUUCCAUGGAAGUUGCUGCUUUGCGUACUUUGUCGUAUACUCUGAAAACUCUGGGAGAGGUUCCACUUGAAUUCAAGGAGCUCCUUGAUGACACAGUUGUUGCAGCAUUGUCUAAUUCUUCAACACUUGUUCGUGUUGAGGCUGCUUUGACAUUGCGUGCACUGGCUGAGGUUGAUCCCACCUGUGUUGGUGGUUUGAUUUCAUAUGCGACUACUACAUUAAGUGCAUUAAGAGAAAAUGUUUCAUUUGAAAAGGGUAGCAAUUUGAAAAUUGAGCUUGAUUCUUUGCAUGGGCAAGCUACAGUUUUAGCGGCACUAGUGUCUAUUUCACCAAAGCUACCUCUUGGUUAUCCAGCUAGAUUACCCAGAUCGGUGCUUGAAGUUUCUAAGAAGAUGCUAACAGGAAAUUGUCGGAACCCUAUGGCAGCCACUGUUGUAAAAGAAGCUGGAUGGCUAUUGUUAUCAUCACUACUCGCUUCCAUGCCGAAAGAGGAGCUUGAGGAUCAAGUUUUUGACAUUCUUUCUUUAUGGGCCACAUUGUUCAGUGGGAAUCCAGAACACCAAAUUAAUCAAGGAGGAGACCUGACGUCUAGAAUAUGUGUGUGGUCUGCUGCAGUUGAUGCACUUACAGCAUUUAUCAGAUGCUUUGUUUCUCCUAAUGCUGUGAACAAGGGUAUUUUACUUCAGCCAGUGCUACUAUAUCUUAGUCGGGCUUUAUCCUAUAUAACUUUGUUGAUGGCCAAAGAUCAACCAAAUAUGAAGCCUGCAGUUGACGUAUUUGUCAUCCGCACAUUGAUAGCUUAUCAAUCCCUCUUUGAUCCAAUGGCAUAUAAGAAUGACCAUCCUAGGAUUAUUCAGAUAUGCACUACUCCUUUUAGGGAUGCUUCCAGUUGUGAGGAAAGCUCAUGCUUGAGGAUGCUGUUAGACAACAGAGAUGCGUCGUUGGGCCCUUGGAUUCCUGGAAGGGAUCGUUUUGAAGAUGAGCUUCGAGCAUUUCAAGGUGGCAAAGACGGUAUUUUGCCAUGUGUCUGGGAUAAUGAGCCUCCUAAUUUUCCUCAGCCAGAGACUAUAAGCAAGACGUUGGUGAACCAGAUGCUCCUCUGCUUUGGAACCAUGUAUGCUUCUCAGGAUAGUGGUGGGAUGUUGUCGCUCCUUGGUAUGGUUGAGCAGUGUCUGAAAGCUGGGAAAAAACAACCCUGGCAUUCUGUCAGUGUCACCAAUAUAUGUGUGGGUUUGCUUGCUGGAUUGAAGGCUUUGCUUGCUCUACGUCCCCAACCAUUAGGAUUGGAAAUACUAAAUUCAGCACAGGCUAUCUUUCAGAGUAUUCUGGCUGAAGGCGAUAUCUGUGCUUCACAACGCAGAGCAUCCUCUGAAGGUCUUGGUCUAUUAGCUCGCCUUGGAAAUGACAUUUUUACAGCCAGAUUGAUGAGGUUGCUUCUUGGUGAUGUAACUGGGGCAACAGAUUCAUACUAUGCUGGAUCAAUUGCUCUUUCACUCGGCUGUAUUCAUCGAAGUGCAGGAGGAAUGGCAUUGUCAAGUUUAGUGCCUGCGACAGUGAGUUCCAUCUCUUCUCUGGCUAAAAGUUCAAGAGCUGGUUUACAGAUCUGGUCUUUGCAUGGGCUUCUUUUGACCAUUGAAGCUGCUGGCUUGUCAUAUGUAUCACAUGUUCAGGCAACACUUGGUCUUGCUAUGGAUAUUCUUUUGUCUGAGGAGAAUGGGUGGGUUGACCUUCAGCAUGGAGUGGGCCGCCUUAUAAAUGCCAUUGUUGCUGUUCUUGGUCCUGAACUUGCCCCUGGCAGCAUUUUCUUUUCGCGCUGCAAGUCUGUUGUUGCAGAAAUAAGCUCCCGGCAGGAGACGGCGACACUUCUUGAGAGUGUCCGGUUUACGCAACAACUUGUUCUUUUUGCCCCACAAGCUGUUACUGUUCAUUCCCAUGUGAAAACUCUCUUUCCAACUCUAUCAUCAAGACAGCCGACUUUGAGGCAUCUAGCUGUGUCUACUCUACGACAUCUCAUAGAGAAAGAUUCGGCUUCUAUUAUUAAAGAACAAAUAGAAGUUACCUUGUUCCGUAUGCUGGACGAAGAAACUGAUACUGAGAUUGGGAAUUUGGUGCGUAGCACAAUUAUGCGAUUGCUCUAUGAAUCAUGCCCUUCAUCUCCGUCUCAUUGGCUAUCAAUAUGCCGUAAUAUGAUUCUUGCUACUCCAACAGAAAGUGAUGCAGGGACCAUCAACAGGUCCAAGGAUGAUCCUUUAAAUAGUCCAGAUGGUGAUCCGGUUUUGAAAUUUGGAGAAGAUGAUGAAAAUAUGGUUUCUGGCUCCAAAGGCUUGCCUAUUCAAGGAUACAUAUUUGAUUCUUCCAGUGGUAAUCCUAGAAGAAAUAAGCAUCUCCGAUAUCGGACCAGAGUUUUUGCUGCUGAGUGCUUGAGUCAUGUACCUGCAGCUGUUGGAAAGAAUCCUGCUCACUUUGACCUCUUGUUGGCGAGAAGACAAAAUGCUAAUGGGCAGGUUUCUGGCGACUGGCUGGCCAUCCAAGUGCAAGAGCUAAUAUCACUUGCUUAUCAGAUAAGCACAAUUCAGUUUGAAAACAUGCGGCCUAUUGGUGUAGGACUUCUAACUACCAUUGUGGACAAGUUUGAAAUGAUACCAGAUCCCGAUCUUCCUGGACACCCUCUAUUGGAACAGUAUCAGGCGCAACUAUUAUCUGCAGUCCGCACUGCAUUAGAUACAUCCUCUGGUCCUGUUCUUUUGGAGGCAGGCUUGCAGCUGGCUACUAAGAUAUUUACAAGCGGAAUAAUUAGUGGAGAUCAAGUUGCAGUUAAGAGAAUUUUUUCACUGAUUUCACGUCCACUGGAUGACUUCAAAGACCUUUAUUAUCCAUCUUUUGCAGAAUGGGUGUCAUGCAAGAUCAAGAUUAGACUUCUAACUGCCCAUGCCUCUCUUAAAUGUUAUACAUAUGCAUUCUUGAGGAGACAACAUAAUGGGAUUCCAGAUGAGUACUUAGCCCUGUUACCAUUAUUUUCAAAAAGUUCAAGUACUCUAGGGAAGUACUGGAUAUUGAUUUUAAAGGACUACAGUUAUGUCUGCUUCCGCAUGCUUCCUAAGAGAAAUUGGAAACCAUUCCUUGAUGGAAUUCAAUCACCUCUUGUUUCAUCAAAGGUUCUGCCAUGUUUAGAGGAAGCCUGGCCAGUAAUCUUGCAAGCACUUGCACUGGAUGCAGUUCCUGUGAAUUUUGAUGUGAAUGGAUCUUCCAAAACUAUGGAAAAUACACCAAGUAAAUUCAUUUCUGGAUACAGCAUGGUUGAACUGGAAUCAGAAGAAUUUCGGUUCCUUUGGGGCUUUGCUCUACUUGUUCUAUUUCAGGGACAAGAUCCAACUCUUAGCAAGCAUAUAAUACCUGUGGGUUCUGCAAAAGGAAAGUUUGGUGGUGACUCUCCAGUUGAAGAUAUAAAUCCUCUAACUUUGAAGUUGUAUGAGAUUGUGUUACCAGUGUUCCAGUUUCUGUCGGCUGAAUGUUUCUUCAACAUGGGAUUCCUUACGGUGGAUAUCUGUAGAGAAUUACUGCAGGUUUUCUCAUAUUCCAUUUGCAUGGAAGAUACAUGGGAUAGUCUUGCAAUCUCUGUUUUAUCACAGAUUAUGCAGAACUGCCCUGAUGAUUUUUUCCUUACAUCAGAAGAUUUUGCAUAUCUGGCAAUGGAACUUUGUUUUGGUUACCUUUUUAAAGUCUUUCAGAGCACUGAUGGCACUUCCCCAUGUCAACUGAAAGGGGAGGAUAAGAUUUCUGUGUCAUAUAUUGCAGCAAAGACUUUUGUGAGACGUUUUGAAAUUGAACCUAAGAAGCAAUUAAAAUCGGUCUUGGGAUUUAUUUUAGUUGGUUACAAGUGCAUUGGAAGGGCUUCUACUGAGUUAUGCUUUUCAAAGGCUAAGGAGUUUGUCCAGUUUAUCGGUUCUUUACUGAAGAAUCACAUUGAUGAUAAAUCUAGAUUUGGUGAUGAUGGCAUUUGCUACUUCAGAACAAUAAUUGGAGGUUGUCUAGAUGUGCUUGCUAGUUUAGCUAGUGAUUGCAUUAAUAGCAUUCAUCUAUUGAAGGAUAGGAGGUCAGACUCAUGUCAACUACUGCAAAUGAAACUUGCUUUCUCUCUUGAACAAAUUUCUUCAAUUGCUAGACUGGCUUAUGAAGUUGAAUGUCUUGGAGAGGACCAGAAGAGUCAUCCCAUCUUAUUUACUGUAUUGCAACAUUGCACUAAAUGUAUCCAGACUGUUCUUACUGAUUCUGACAUACAGGUUCAAGCAAUUGGGCUGCAAGUGCUAAAAAGCAUGGUACUGAGAGGUGCCAAUGUGGAAAGCAACUCUUUCCAAAUAUUCUUCGUUGGGGAGCUUUUUACAGAUAUUUUUACUAUUAUCCAGAAUAUGUUGAAGAAACCCAUAAAGGGGGAAGCAGUGCUCAUCGCUGGGGAGUGUUUGAGAAUCUUAAUGCUUCUGCAGACACUGUCUAAAGCCAGUCAAUGUCAAAAAGAUCUUAUGAAUCUUCUUUUGCAAGCUAUUGUCAUGGUUAUCUCAACAUCAGAAGAUGGUCAUGUUCAAGAAGUCAAUGAUUUAAGAAGUACAGCGGUGAAACUUGUUUCUCAGCUUGCUCAAGUUCCUUCCUCAGCAGUUUAUUUCAAGGACGUCUUGUUAGCAAUGCCUUUGACACACAGGCAGCAGCUUCAGGUUAUCAUUCGUGCUUCAGUAACGCAAGAUCAGAGUGCAACGGAAAUAAAAUCAUCGACACCACCUCUAGUGAUAAAGUUACCCGCCCAAGCAGAGGAUAGUAGAGAGAGAGAUUCUCCUCUAUCAACCCCCAAACACUCUGAUAACAAUAGUGAGGAUGAAGGUGAUGAGGAUGAAGAUGAUUGGGACACUUUUCAGUCUUUUCCCGCUUCAACAAAUGAAGCUGCUCCGGGUAGCCAUGAUUCUGAGCAGGCUGGUGUUGGAGCAGUGCCAAACAAUGAAUUUGAUCAAACCUUGUCUGAUCAAUCUGUAAUAGUUGCUGAAGGAAAUAUUGAGCCAUCCGAUGAUCACCAUGAGGAGAGAACUGGAGCAGUGCUGAAUCCUGAAAAUGAUCUGGCAUUUUCUCAUCUUCAGUCUGUUGAAGUUGCAGGAGGAGGAGAUACAGGAACAUUUGAUGAUCACCAUAAGGAGAGAAUUGGAGCACGUCCAAGCCAUGAAACUGACCAGGUCAUGUUUAAUCUGCAAUCUGCUGAAGUUGCAGAAGGAUAUACUGAUCGUCAAAAAGAAGUUAACCCAUCCGAUGAUCACCAUCACGAGAAAGGUACAAUUCCCAAGCAUGAAGAUGCAAAAGUAACAUCUCAAACCAAUGUACCUGAGGAUGGUGAGCGUAGUAAGGAGGGCCAAGAUGAAACGAAUGAUCUUCAAGUAACCUCGGGUCCUUUGCCUCCUGGAAAAUUUUCUGAUUUUGAGAACAGGGAAGCAAAUAUUAGAACACACAGUGAACAGCACGCGGAAGCUGACAAAGAUGUCGGAACCAAAAUCACUGAAAUUGAGAGCACCAACCCCACACACAGCGAACAGCAUCUGGAAGCUGAUAAAGAUGUUGGAACCAAAAUGACUGAAAAUGAGAGCGUUAACAGUUGUGACGAUAGUGGCAACAGCUCAGGAUUACCAAAAAGCCAAGACAAUAGUGCUAAACUAGGAAUAUCUAUGGACAUUGACAGAACUUGAAGUAUUUGUCAUGGGGACCUUAUAUUUAAUGAAGUAUUGUGUUCAUUACUCAAUUUACUCCAGGCACCAUACCGCGAGUAAUUCUAUCAGAAAGUCGAAUCGAAAUUCAACAUUUUUUGAAUGUUUAUGUGGGAGAAUCUAAUCAAUUAUAUAUAUAACAGGAGAUUUUGUUUCUA